CCGCUCCUCCUUCCCCCGGCCCCCAACCCCAUUUCGACACAGAGUCGGAGAGCAAGAGAGAGAGAGAGAGAGAGAGAGAGAGAGAGAGGAGUUGUUGGCUUUGUCUUUUACAUUGAUGAAAUGAAAGACGGAAACUCCAAUACACACGCCCAAAGGCGCCAUUGAUUUCUGUUGCAGAAAUUCAGAGCUUUUUGAACACCUGUUGCCUCUGUGCCAAUGCCUCCUCCCCAGCUCUUUGCAUUGCACCGUCCAUACGUCGCCUCCCCUAUUGGCCACUGCUCAACACUCUCUCUCCUACUAAAACCCAAGCUUAAACCCUACCGUUAACCCCAGUUCAGUUCCCCCCCACUACCCAUUAAUCUAUCUACAUAGAUACAAUCAUAAAAAAAACAAAAAAGAUCGAAAAGCAAGGAAGCUAGCAAUUGAAAUCGUGAAUGCUCGCUUCACAGAUGUCACAAAACCUUGCUAAAAAUAGCAUCGCCCCCAAACCCAAACCCAUAACCAUUCCCAAACCUAACCCCACUGUUCCUUCUCGCUUUUCUUCAUCACCCCCAUUUCGGGACUGCCGAGCGUCCUCCACCGGUAGAUCCAGGAAGAUCGGUCCCCUGCACCAGAACAGACGCUUCCAGACCCCGCACUCUCACACAAACCCAAAUCUAAAUCCUCUAAACCCCUUUAUAAACCCUAAACCUAACCCUAAUGAUGACGGAGCCCAAACGCGAGGAGGCCCUUGCCCUCGUGGCUGCGGCGGCAGCAGUGGGUGAAGAGCUCGAGCUCGCUUUUGUCGCCGUGGAAGGGGACAAUGCCCGACCCGUCUCGGACAGGGCGCGACCCGCCCCGGACCUCGCCGCCGCAGCCGCGAGUUUCGGCGUUCACCGGAAGAAAAGGAUGGCCCGACAAAGGCGAACCGCCGUCAAUGUCCACCUACGGUCUCUUCCUCCUCCGGCUUGCUCCCGCCUGCACGUACCACAACUCACAGACCGCUCUAGUGGCCCCGCACGUGUGAUUGAUCCGAGGAGAUUGAGAUUUCUUUUCCAGAAGGAACUUAAGAAUAGUGAUGUAAGCUCCCUCAGGAGGAUGAUCCUCCCAAAGAAAGCUGCUGAGACUCACCUUCCCAUCCUGGAGAUCAAGGAAGGGAUUUUCAUGAUCAUGGAUGACAUGGAUGGUCGGCAUGUGUGGAGUUUCAAAUACAGGUUUUGGCCUAAUAACAAUAGUCGAAUGUAUGUACUUGAAAAUACCGGUGAUUUUGUUAACACACAUGGCCUUCAACUAGGAGACUUCAUCAUGCUAUACCAAGACAUUCAAAACCGGAAUUACGUGAUUCAAGCAAAAAAGGCUUCUGACCACAGUGUAUAUACUGAUUAUACGAGGAGUUCUGUAAAUGACUUCUACUUUCACGAUCUCGAGGCAAACAAAUCCAGUUAUUUUCACACGGCAGACGAUCCGGGCAUGUCGUUUAUCUACGACACAACAUUUUCAAAUGACUCCCCUCUCGACUUCUUAGGCGGGUCAAUGACGAACUAUUCCAGGAUUAAACCACUUGAAAGCUUUGGAUCUGUUGAGAACUUGUCUCUGGAUGACUUCUACUGAGUCUCACCUGGUGGCAGUUUUGGGGUAAAGGCACUCUCUUAGUGUUUGGGUGACUUCAUCAUGGUAAUGAACCAAUGUAUGUAAAUAUAAUGCCACUAUUGAAGCAAAACUAGUAUGUGUAGUAUAUGUACUUUGCCCCCUUUUCUGAUAUGGGUAAGAUGGCUUCAAGCCUUCAACCAUUGUUCUUGCU
Messenger RNA from Malania oleifera, 1780 nucleotides. RefSeq names its product B3 domain-containing transcription factor FUS3-like. The transcript is spliced from 6 exons. Gene Ontology annotation, molecular function: DNA binding; DNA-binding transcription factor activity. The record is from RefSeq and is a predicted model, not a curated record. Lineage: Eukaryota; Viridiplantae; Streptophyta; Magnoliopsida; Santalales; Ximeniaceae. Bases 700 to 1590 code for a protein of 296 amino acids.